Xiphias gladius (swordfish) is the source of this 1555-nucleotide messenger RNA. It is a transcript of the gene vps26bl, whose product is annotated as vacuolar protein sorting 26 homolog B, like. Gene Ontology annotation, cellular component: retromer complex; endosome. The transcript has 6 exons. Lineage: Eukaryota; Metazoa; Chordata; Actinopteri; Istiophoriformes; Xiphiidae. The record is from RefSeq and is a predicted model, not a curated record. Gene Ontology annotation, biological process: retrograde transport, endosome to Golgi; intracellular protein transport. Bases 154 to 1197 code for a protein of 347 amino acids.
CCGGUUGUAGCUCGAACUCCUGAAUAAUCGGGGAAGCUGUUCGCACUGCACAGCUCUCAGCAAAACGACAAGAAGCUACAGAGUGCUGUUCUUCACAACAGGAGGCGUCUUUCUUAGCAGCAUCCAGUGACGGAGCUUUACUGACGAGCAGCCAUGAGCUUCUUUGGUUUCGGUCAAAGUGCGGACAUCGACAUAGUUCUGAAUGACGCCGAAACGAGAAAGAAAGCUGAGCAUAAAAGCGAAGACGGCAGGAAGGACAAAUAUUUUCUCUUCUACGACGGGGAAACGGUGUCGGGGAAAGUCAACGUUACGCUCAAAUACCCUGGAAAGAGGCUGGAGCACAACGGCAUCAAGAUUGAGUUUAUCGGCCAGAUAGAGCUGUACUAUGACAGAGGAAACCACCAUGAGUUUGUGUCUCUUGUGAAAGACUUGGCUCGGCCAGGGGAGCUCACACAGUCACAGACAUUUGACUUCGAGUUCACACAUGUGGAGAAACCGUACGAGUCUUACACUGGUCAAAACGUCAAAUUACGCUAUUUUCUGAGGGCAACAGUAAGCCGGAGACUGAAUGACAUUAGCAAAGAGCUGGACAUUGUGGUUCACACACUCAGCACUUACCCCGAGCUCAACUCCUCCAUCAAGAUGGAAGUGGGAAUCGAGGACUGUCUACACAUAGAGUUUGAGUACAAUAAAUCAAAGUAUCACCUAAAAGAUGUGAUUGUAGGGAAGAUUUACUUUCUGCUGGUGAGGAUUAAGAUCAGACAUAUGGAGAUUGAUAUCAUCAAGCGGGAGACAACUGGCACAGGACCCAACGUCUACCAUGAGAACGACACUAUAGCGAAGUACGAAAUCAUGGAUGGUGCCCCAGUCAGAGGAGAGUCCAUCCCAAUCAGGCUGUUUCUGGCAGGCUAUGAGAUGACACCUACCAUGAGGGACAUUAACAAGAAGUUCUCUGUGCGGUACUACCUCAACCUGGUCCUCAUUGAUGAGGAGGAAAGACGCUAUUUCAAACAGCAGGUAUGCACAUCGCACUGUAGCCUCAUUUUGGCUCAGAAGUUGUCUGUAGGAGAUCACUCUGUGGAGGAAAGGCGACAUAGUGAGGAAGAGUAUGUCACACCAAGCAGUCAUUGCCUCCCAGCGCUUCGAAGGCUCCUCCAAUCCAGAGAAGUCCCAGUCCAAGAGCAACGAAGAGGAUGACAGCUAAAGCCCAGCGUGCACUUCACCCUCGUGUAGUGAGUGCCUGAGCGAAUACAGUGCAGAAAUUGUCAGCAAAGUCUGAAUGUGAAUAUCAGUUGUUUGCAUUGAGAUAGAAUGCACUGCAGUGUUUUUCCAAAUGUGUGUGUGAGUGUGUAUGAGUGAGUGAGAGGCUGUAAAAUGUGACAGUGUGUUUGUCAAGGGAACAAACAAUCAGACCAGGCUAAGACUGUAGAUGCAAGUAAUUCUAAGUGUUUGUUUUAACUACCUUGAAGUACCAGCUCGGUGGAGUUCACUUUGAGACUGAUUAGACAGUGUCAGCUAAUCUCUCUGUCAUUAAAUACUGGACAAAUUAAAUUGA